This is a messenger RNA of Ciona intestinalis (vase tunicate), 1965 nucleotides long. The record is from RefSeq and is a predicted model, not a curated record. Lineage: Eukaryota; Metazoa; Chordata; Ascidiacea; Phlebobranchia; Cionidae.
UACAGAUCAUUAUCUAGAAUGCACUGUGAUCUGAUCUGUUUAUUUUUCAUACUAAAUAUAAAGUUUGUUUUUUCCUCGAAUAAUUCAAAGUUACUUGUAUAUCAAGAUGAGAAUGGAAUCCUUAAGAGAGCCAAAUGCUGGGGUUAUGAAAGCAACUGUACAUUAGAAGAAAGAUAUGGGAUUCCUACAACAGAUUGUUUGAAUGAGAAGUUUAAACAGGACUUCUGGAAAAUGGUGGACUUUGGCUACGUAGAAGAACGAAGAAAGGAAUUUAAGGAAUUGUUGAUUUGUCAACCACACGAGGACCAAGCAUCCUCACUACAGUGCUCAAAGUACACCCGGUACUGUGUAGCAAGGAAUCUUUAUGUUGAUUUCACAAACCUCAUGCAAGCAAACAACCGAGAUAAAUUCCGAGAGAAUAUUUUUAAACCGGGUCAGAUCGGUGGAGAUUGCGAAGUGAAUGAGAAGAUGUUGGAAGACCAGAACGAGCAUAAGAGCGCUCUUCAAUCUUGGUAUGCUGAGCUUGAAACUUUCACGAAGGUUGAUUAUUCACAUGAUCGUUGUGAUAUCGUGAUUAAUCAUCCCGUGAUAUUCAUGAAGAUGGACUUUGGGGGAAACAUGUUCCAUCAUUUUUGUGAUUUCUUUAAUUUAUUUGUCUCUCUACAUGUGAAUGGGUCAAGUUUUAAUAAAGAUGUUCAGAUUGUGAUGUGGGACACAGCAUCUUCAAAUUAUUACGAUCCAUUCUCAUCUUCAUGGAAAGCGUUCACAUCAAGGCCUGUCACACCAUUGGUGGAUUGGGACAAGAAGAAAGUUUGUUUUAGGGAAGCUUAUUUCUCCCUGUUGCCAAGAAUGAGGGGAGGGUUAUACUACAACACAUAUGUGCCUCAGAAUUGUGUUGGUUCCAACUUGUUUCGCUCGUUCUCUAAAUUUUUUCUUCAACAAAUGAAAGUUCGACAACUGGGUCCUGUGUUCGUUCAAGGGCGAAACCCCAAACCCAAGUUAAGGGUGACCCUGCUCCAAAGGGGAACCCCCGACAAUGAUAGGGUUUACAGAAAGAUAAAAAAUCAGAGGGAAUUGGAAAAAGUUUUCGGAGAAUUUGAAGAUUUAGAGUUGACGGUGGUUGAAUACGAUUGGAGAAAAAUGUCGUUUAAAGAUCAAUUGUUGAUGACACACAACAGCGAUAUAAUGAUUGGAAUGCAUGGAGCUGGUUUAACUCACUUUUUGUUCUUACCACCGUGGGCUGUUGCUUUUGAACUAUACAAUUGUGGUGAUAAGAAUUGCUAUUAUGACCUUGCAAGGUUAGGUGGGAUAAAGUACAUGACGUGGUCAGAUGGUGGGAACCCAAAGUUUGAACCCAAGCCAUCAGAAAAGGGUAAACAUCACAAAUAUGGGUCAAACCCUAAGUUUUGGAACUGGGCAUUUAAUCCUAAAAGGUUUAAAGAACUUGUUUCUGAAGCGAGAGAAUAUGUGCUGAGUCAUCCUGUUUAUAAAACAUUAUUCAGCAAAAAUUUUGCUAAAAGAAAAGUGAAGUCGGAACUCUAGAAAAAUAUUGUUUUUAUUUCAAUAUUAAGUGUUAAAAAUAAAAUUCAGCAUUUCAUUGUGUUUAGCACUUAUAUUGCACAAGUAUCAUAGAUUGCUUAACUUAGUUGUAAACAUUGUGGGAAUCAACAUACUGUAUGUAUUUAGGCUAUUAUAAAGUAAUAGUAUUCUUGCGUUUCGUACUUAUCCAUUUCUGUGUUUGUAUUUGUGUUCUAUAUAUAUCUAAUGUAGAUAUAUCAUAUGUAUUUAACCCAGACAUGUCCUGACUUCUUAUAAUUUAAGUUUUUUUUUACAUACCAAUGUACUCGUUAAAAUGCCAAACUGUAAGAAAGUGUAAUCAUGUACUAUUAUUUAUUUAUUACUGUGUGUUUGUGCUGCUAUUAUCCUGAUGUUCUAAGUAUUCUUGAAUAAAUUAUUUACCUUCAU